UAGGUUUUGAUUUAUCGGAACUCGCUCGCACUACAAAAAAAAAAAGCGAGAUCAAUUGUAUUGUAUUGCAUAUUUUUGAUGUGGAAUCCUACCGAUAUGAUCGUGAUGCCAUAUUAAUUGAUCUAGAUUUUCUCGCACUCCUAGGAACGUAAUUUUUGAAGCUGUUAGUGUUACGUGUCUUUCUUACAACUCUCCGCAUGAUAAUUGGGGAUCGGUUGUAAAAAACGCGAACCGGCAAGCGCGAUCGAGUCCUGCCAGUAUUCUCAUAACAUCAUUUAUAUCAUAGUUGUAUCUUCUUCUUCCCGUCGACUUCCGGGAACGCAUUUGUCCUGCAGCCCUCCUCCAUUAUCUGUAGUUUGCCUCGGAAAAAAAACCCAAGAAGACUGACAAGAUGCCGGGGAGUUUAUACAACUGGGAGAAGUACAACACCACGUACUUUCUGAACGGCGCACUGUGCGGUGGCGUUUGCUGUUCGGUUACACACGGCGCCGUGUGCCCAGUCGAUGUCGUGAAAACCAGAAUUCAGCUUGACCCAGUGAAGUACAAUGCCGGUCUGGUCUCCGGUAUGCGCAAAGUUGUGGCAGAGGAAGGUAUGGGCGCGCUCGCAACGGGUCUCGGUCCCACCGCAAUGGGUUACUUUAUCCAGGGAUGGUUCAAAUUUGGCGGCUUCGAGCUGUUCAAAGUGAAAGCUGCGAACUAUCUCGGCGAUGAGCAGGGUACUUCUAGAACCAGAUCAUGCUGAUUAUAUAUUAGUCUUGAAGAUUCACUUAAUUCACGAUAGUACUGGAGAGACGACAACUCGAUCGAAUUUUGUCAUUCUGACCGCCCAUGAUAGCCACACAUAGAUGAGUAACUAAGUCUAGGCACGUAAGUACGCGAUUUCAAAAUUGAUUCAAUUCCUUACAACUGCAACAGGUUGGAAGUACCGCAACCAGAUUUACUUGGGCGCUUCUGCGUGCGCCGAAUGCAUUGCUGACGUGUUUUUGUGCCCACUGGAGGCUGCUCGUAUCCGACAAGUGAGCGACCCAAAAUUCGCCCAAGGAACGUUCGCAGCAUUGAACAAGCUAUACGCACUGGAAGGCGCCGCCGGCUGGUACAGUGGUUUCAUCCCCAUGCUUUUCAAGCAAGUUCCGUACACUAUGACGAAAUUCGCGGUUCAGGGAAUAGCGGCGGAGAAAAUCUACGGAAUGGUACUACUUCCUUCCAAUAGUACCGUAGAUGUAGAACCAGGACCAAGGUCACAAAGAUGAAUCGACUACGUAGGUCCCCCAAUGAUAAAGUCACGUUUAAAAAUGAUUGACUUGUAUUCUUGUUCCUUUACUGAGGUCUAUCUCAUACUUGAUCAUAUCACUUCAUCAGGUCGGCCAACCAUCGGAGCUUUCGCAAGCAUCUAAGACUGGAGUAUCCCUCGCAUCUGGUGUGAUUGCGGGUGUCGCAGCUGCUAUCAUUAGUCAUCCAGCUGAUACACUCCUGUCAAAGAUCAAUAAGAAGGGUGCAGGAGGUGAGGGCGGGGUCGUCGUUCGCCUCGGUCGCAUUGCUGCAGAAAUCGGUCCCAAGAAUCUGCUGACCACCGGUCUGCUCCCGAGGUAUUCACUCUUUCGUUUAUUGCUAAUCGUACUAUUCCAUCAUCAUCUACUACAUCAUAAUUUUGAUCGAACAUCUAAGUACUAACGCCACCAAAUGCAGCAAAUCAAUACGUCGAAAUCAAAAAAAUAAUCAACAACCCCAUUAAUUUGAUAAAUUUGAUAGGUGCGUCAUGAUCGGAACACUCACGGCUGGGCAGUUUGGUAUCUUCGAUACGUUGAUGCCGAUGAUGGGCGUCGAGAAGUUCCAUUUUCACAACCCCGAGGGGCACAAGCACUAGAUCUUACGCAUAGCGACAACUUACUAGUUUUUGACAAGAAGGAGAAGGAACACCUUCCUUAUAACGAAGUUUGAUGCAUAAAAUUCAGCUCUUGACGGACUAAGUGAGGGCAAUUGAUUAGUUCAAGUAUUCCUAUCGCUUUCCAGGUCAUUGUGAUUGUCUGUGAUUGUCCAAAACACACAUCCUUUGGCCUGGUUACCGAAAAAACAAAAAGACAAUUUGAAUAUUCGUAAUUUAGGGCCAACAAGACAUCAGUUUCUGUUUCAUCAAUGUUGACAUUCGAAAGUCCCAAUUUCAUCAAUAAAUAUUUUUAUUUUUACGCGAAACUCGAGUUGUUCACAAAUGACUCAUUGCUACCUACUUGACGUUUUUCAUCUGCAUUGUCGAACCCGGUGGCCGACUGCCGGAAAAUUUCCACAGGAAUUGACGCAGUAUGGUGCGCCUCGGUAUGCACUUGCUCGCCAUAGUACACAAGUUUCCAUCAUGGAAAUACGAACAUAGUGCACUUAGACAUAGUUUUGAAUAAUUAACGCAUCGCAACUUUUCUCUGCAAACAAUUUAUCUAUCAACAGUUUACAACUCCAUCGCAGUAGCUUAUAUGAUUCAUUUAUUAUCAUGAGUAGUCACACGAUCACGACAUCGACUACAGAAGAUACGACAUGCCAUUUCUCCUCGCGAGGUAAAGGAGCGAAAAAAGUUCGGGAAGCAGGAGGACCGUGAACAAUUAAUGAAUAUAUACCGGCAGUUGUUUCACGUUGCAUCAGGAACUCGGCUGCUGGCUGGAAGUGCAAACGCAUUCAAUUAACAUUUUUUGAUGCAAUAAUGAAAGAUCAAGAUGAAUUUUCCACUUGCCGCUGAAAAAGGCCUGAAAAUAUAGGGAGAAGGACAAAAAGUGCCAUGAUGAGACGAAGGUAUCGCAGUCAUCCUAUGAUGAAU
Molecule: messenger RNA, 2800 nt
Organism: Amoebophrya sp. A25
Lineage: Eukaryota; Dinophyceae; Syndiniales; Amoebophryaceae
Source: the annotation of a GenBank genome assembly